This is a messenger RNA of Paraglomus occultum, 591 nucleotides long. The record is from the annotation of a GenBank genome assembly. Lineage: Eukaryota; Fungi; Glomeromycota; Glomeromycetes; Paraglomerales; Paraglomeraceae.
AUGGCUAGAAAAGAAAAGAAAAAUACUACUUGUGAACGUUGCGGCAAAUCAUUGUCAACACCUCAAAGACUCCGUGAACAUCGUAGGCGAAAAAAUCCGUGCAAACCAAUUAUUACAGAAAAUUUACUUAAUGAAGAAUUUCAGCGAUUGGCUAAUAUUACAGGAGAUUAUGAAAAAAAUUUAGUAUUUCGUGAGCAAGAAUUAGGUCCCGCACUUAAAAGACGAGCUAUAGCCGUAUACAAUGCAAACAUCCCUAGAUAUCACCCGGAUAAUGGAAGUGAUGUAAGAAAAAUGCUGGAAAGCCAAAGAAAAUCUUUCCGAGAGUUGCUAGAAAAAGAAUUCGAUAAGCGCGGGCAAUUUAAGUUUGCAUUAUGUUCACUUACCAAAUUCAUUAUGGGUGACAAACCUGGAAAUAAAGACUCGCAGAAUGAGGACGCCUCUACUCCUAAGCAAAGAAGUUCGAAAAUCGAUUGGUUACGAAAUAAGCAAAUCAUAGUAUACAAUCGAUCAGAAAUUGAUAAUUAUUUAAGUGACGCAUUUGAGCAAAUCUUACAUCAAGUGGAGGAGAGAGGUGGCAAAACAAACGUUUAG